CGUUUCGCGUGGUGAUUACAGCCGUCGUCGUCAGCAAUCUCCGCGGACGAUCGCGACGUGAAACGCGACGCGCGACGUCGAAACUCGACGAUCCGACCGGAACGAUCGAACCGUCGUGUCUCUUUAUCUCUCCCCUCUCUUAUUCUCUCGCUCACGCACAUAUAUAUACAUACAUACAUACGCACGCACAUACACAACCUUUCGUUCUCUUUCCAUCUCUGUUUCUCGCUUGCGACAGCAGUGGACAAUCGUGACGAAUACUCCCGUAUACAUAUGAUGCUCUGUCUUGAGGCGCGAUAAUAAUUGCCACCUAGUUUUAAUAAAUCGAGCCUUAUCUCUUGAAUCGCAUAAGAGAAAGUAAACAAUCGAAAUCAGUAAUGGAGUCAUCAGACAGGAAGAAUGUUUAUCUCACGAAAACUGGCGAUAGCUCUUUAAAUUCGGGAAUGAGAGAUGCCAUGAUUGUUGGCCAGACUAAUAUGCAACCAGGUACAGCCAUUGAAUGUGCAGAAGGUGCAAUGAAGCAAAAUGUGUCCAGUGUAUCCCAUCAGGCCAAGUGGUCUAAUGCCCAGAGUAAGAAUUUCAUCAUCGGCACAGUUCCAGUAAAGAACGAGAUUGUGCAUUUAGAAGAUGGUGCACAUUGUAAUAACAAGAAGAUGUAUUACUAUGAUAGACAUUACACCGGUCAUGAGGAGCCAGAGAGGCCGACGCGUAGAGGAACAAAGAGAUACAGAGACAAGGACGCACCGAAACGGGCGCUGUCAGCAUUCUUCUACUUUUGCCAAGAGCUGCGCAGCAAGAUGAGGGAAUUGCACCCUGAGAUGGGAGUAGGCGAAAUCGCGAAGGAAUUAGGAAAAUUGUGGAUGAGUACAGACCUGCAGACUAAGUCUAAGUACAUGGCUAUCGCGGAGGAAGAUAGAGCCCGAUAUGAAAGGGAAAUAAUUGCGUACAAUAAGAGAGUAAAAAAUUACGACCCUGAAGAAGUUGGGACUGUAUAAGUGAAUAUAUACAUAUGCAUAUUCACCUUCACAUACACAGGACGGUUGAGAAGAACAAGAGAAGGAAAGAUUACUUAUAUUCUCUCAUUCGAAUACUUGUAUUCUUGGCAUUUGCAAGAAUUCUAUGAUUUUACUAACCUAGUAUUACUGUCCAUCGUUGUAUAUAUUAUGUACACUGUUGAAAAGUAACAGAAAAAAAUUCAUUCUUUUAACGUGCAAAAAUUCGAUUCAUAUUUACUCGUAGUGUGACAAAUAGGCGAGAUAGAUUCGAUGAAAUGAGUUCCAUUUUAUAAUGAAUUCUUCUACCACGCAAGGGCUAUUACUACUAUACAUGACUAACGUGUGCUAAUAUAUAAAUACAUAUACAUACAUAUAUAUAUAUAUGGAGGAUGCUUUUUUUAGGAUUUGUUGAUCUAACUGUGCCAACAUGCUUUACGAGUAAGAAGAAAAAAAUGUUAUAUAAAAUAGAAUGCUAUUCUAUUUUGUAUUUCUGUUAUAACUUUUUAAUAAAAAACUUUUAUAGUCACCUCAUAUAUUUUUAACUAUAAAAUGCGUUAGCACAGUUUGACUGAUAAAACCUAUGGCAUCCUGUAUACAUUUAUCGACAAAAUCUAAUAUGAGAUAUAUAACAAAUCCUAGCGAUAGUAAAAGUAAUGGUAAAUAAUUCAAAUAACAAUAGUGCUACUGUGCUACAUUAAUAUUGAAUAGCGAUGUAAUCAUAACUGAUACUGGUAAUGUUUGAGAGUAAUGACGAUAAAGAAAUUGUAUACCGCACCGCAUUACGUUAUUAGAAUUAACGGUAGAAUGUUUUGCUGAUAUGUAAUAAGUUAAAUGAAUAAGAGAGCUUAAUCAGGAGAAGCAAUAAGGAGAAAUGUGUGUGCAAAACGAUGCAAUUUGGUCGCGUUUUAAUCGGGCUUCUGUUCUUUGCAAGGUAAUUCUAUUGUGUAUGACACUGAAAUUAAUAUAUCCAUAUAAUUUCGUUGAGUUCAUAUUUUGAUACCACGUAUAUACUCUAAUAAUCCUUGUGCUUUCUUGCAAGUUAAUAAAAUGCAAUGUCCAAUAUAA
Molecule: messenger RNA, 2060 nt
Organism: Harpegnathos saltator (Jerdon's jumping ant)
Lineage: Eukaryota; Metazoa; Arthropoda; Insecta; Hymenoptera; Formicidae
Product: high mobility group protein B2
Exons: 6
Coding region: 378-995 (205 amino acids)
Source: RefSeq, a predicted model, not a curated record